This is a messenger RNA of Aptenodytes forsteri (emperor penguin), 1299 nucleotides long. It is a transcript of the gene PRSS57, whose product is annotated as protease, serine 57. Gene Ontology annotation, biological process: proteolysis. Gene Ontology annotation, molecular function: serine-type endopeptidase activity. NCBI's taxonomy places the organism in Eukaryota, Metazoa, Chordata, Aves, Sphenisciformes, Spheniscidae. The coding region runs from base 1 to 1299 and encodes 432 amino acids. The record is from RefSeq and is a predicted model, not a curated record. The transcript has 6 exons.
AUGCUCCACCAGGAAACACCUGGCUGGGGCAGGAUUCACCCCGGCUCCUCUCUCUCCUCCCGGGCUGCUGCAGGGCUCAUCCUUGCCCCCAAAAGCGGCUUCUGUCUGGGGCCCGGGGGCUCGCUUGCCUCCGGAUGGAGUAAAGACAGACUCGGGAAACCAGGCUCCUGCGCGUGCUUCUACCUCCAGCCCCGAGCUCUGCGCCUCCACCUGACCCUGCCCCAGUGCACGUUGCCUCCCCAGCUUUCCUCCCAGCCCUUCCUCACUGCCACCACCUCCACCACUGGAGACCGGCCCACGCCACGGCCCAGCCGAGCCCCGGCACAGCUCCUGGCAUGGCGCAGACUCUGUGAACCACCGACGCUGCGUGGGGAAAGGGACUGUUUCUGGCCAGGAAGCGGGAACGCCAACACCAGCAGCUUCCCAGGAAACCUGCUCCGGUUCCUGCCCAGCCACGCAGGAGGUGGCAGUGGCCCGCUCUGCGCCAGCAUGGUCAUGGCUGGGCUGUUCAUGCUCAGCCUGGGAGGCUCCGUCCUGCUCCCGGCGCUGGCCCCAGCAGGCACUCAGGGGAGCUGGAUCAUCGGGGGAAAGGUGGUAGCACCCCAUUCCCGGCCCUUCAUCGCCUCCAUCCAGAUGGAUGGGCAACAUGUCUGCGGGGGCUUCCUGGUGUGGCCCAAGUGGGUGAUGACAGCAGCCCACUGCCUCAUUCCCAGGCGCAACCCCUCGGUGCGUGUGGUGCUGGGCGCCCACAGGCUGGAGGAGCCUGAGGAGUCCCAGCAGGUCUUCAGCAUCGCCGAGUCCAUCGCCCACCCGCACUACAACCCCCGCUUGGUGGACAACGACAUCCGCCUGCUCAGGCUGAACAGGUCGGCCACACUGAACAAGUACGUGAAGCGGAUCCGCCUGCCCUCACCGCACAUCGACCUGAAGCCUGGCACAGUCUGCUACGUGGUGGGCUGGGGUGACACCUCCAACUACGGCGACCAGCCCACCGAGCUGAUGGAGACUGGCACCACCAUCGUCAAGCGGAGCCUCUGCCGAACGCUGUGGAGGGGCAAGGUCUCGCCCAACAUGCUGUGUGGGGCCAGCCGCAACACCACGCUGCAGGGCGUCUGCGCAGGCGACUCCGGGGGACCCCUGAUCUUCAAGGAAAAGGUUUACGGCAUCGUCUCAUUCUCUGGGGAGAGAUGUGGGGACCGCCGGUACCCUGACAUCUACACCAAGAUCUCCAACUACAUCGACUGGGUGCAUCGCACUGUGCAAGGGUGCCACCAUCAGAAGGGGCAGCUGAAGCCCUAG